AAUCUGAAAUUUCGCCACAAGAAUACAACAAUAACCGCAGAUUCGAACGCUUUGUUUUAUCUCAUAAAAAAUAACACAUCAUCAAACCAACACCCACUUGACAUGCGCCUGGCUGACUGACGUGACCUAUGCGCAUGCGCGAUGGAAUCGCCGUUUUGGGGGCGUUCCUGGCGUGCGGCAGAGGGGCGUGGCGGAGGUGGGUGUGUUUUGCUCAGCUGAUACACGCAUACGCCGACUAUCAUCACCCGGUCCAGUCAAUACAGAUACCGUGCGGUUUCUAUGGACCCGCUGUGGACGCGUCGGAACCGUAACGCCGCUGAUGUGUGACGCGCAUCACUGUCCGCGCUUCUACAGCAUGUUUGAGGCGUGUGGAUGGAGGUGCCGCAGCAGCUGUGAUGCUCCACACGGAGGGUUGCUGGGUUGAGUGACUCCAGCAUGGGCAGCGUGGGCAGCGGUGUGGCCGGAGAGCAGGAGUUUGCCAUGAAGAGCGUGGGCACGCGCACCACCCUCCCUCGCGGCCCGCCCCUGUCCCGACGCGGCCCGUCCGACCGCAGCUUCAGCACCGAGCGUCUGCACGCGCCCCCCUCGGAGGUCUCCAGCAGCAUCACUACGGAUCGCGCGCAGCUCAACAGCACCUCCUCUCACCUGGAGCGGCUCCCCAGCAACGGGAACGGGCCGGAGGGUAACGGCACUGGCCGCAGAGACGCGCACAGAAGCGGCGGGGUGAUGUUGUUGGACGCCUGCGGUAACAUGCUGGGACACAACAAGGAGAAGAUCCAGAAUGCAUCUGUGAAGGGCAGAGAUGGAAACAUGACCAAGAGGGACAGUCGCACGCCACCCAAAAUACUGACUGUGUCUGAAAAGCUCGAGCAGAAUAAUUCUGCGCUGGUCCGGCCGUCUGCCUUCAAACCUGUGGUGCCCAAGAGUUUUCACUCCAUGCAGAAUCUGGUUGGACAGUCUGCAGGCGGAAGUCGUUCUGCCGGGUCUGGGGGAGGUUCCGACGCCCCACAAUCCCUCUGUGAGCAGGACAGUCCCGACAGAGACCCUUCAGGUGGAAACGACGGCCAGGGCAUGUCCGACUCGGGCAGGAACUCUCUCACCAGUCUGCCCACAUACGCUGGUCCGGGCUACGGCCCCCCUCAAGCUCUCGGACCGCUGAGCGCCUCCACCAGUCACAUCAACAGACUGGGAACCACCGGAGCGCCGCUGGACAAAGUGGACAAGAGCAACUAUCAGAACGGUCUGAGCGUGUCCGACAGCUGCCGGUCGUCGUCAGGAAAAAGCUCUUUAUCAUACCGGAGACUCUGUCAUCUCAAGGACACGUGUGCCGCCGUCCAGCCGUCUCCUUCAACUGAUGACAUCAUCCAGGACCUGGAGGACCGCCUGUGGGAGAAAGAGCAGGAGGUGCUUCACAUGAGGCGCAAUCUGGAUCAGAGCGAAGCGGCCAUCGUUCAGGUGUUCGAGGAGAAGCAGCGGGUGUGGGAGCGUGAGAUGGAGGAGCUGCGGCAGAAUUACGCCGGGCGUCUGCAGCAGGUGACCCGUCGGGCUCAGCGCACACAGCAGGCACUGCAGGCUCACACCACCCGACUGCAGCAGGACAAGAGUCGCCUACAGGAGGAGAUCGGUGCCCUGCUCACCCAGAGAGAAGAUCUGGAGAGAAAGUGCCUGGAUUACCGCAAGGAGCAGGCGGACAUUCUGCCCCGACUGGAGGAGACCAAGUGGGAGUUGUGUCAGAAGGCGGGUGAGAUCUCCCUGCUCAAGCAGCAGUUGAGAGAGAGUCAGAACGAGGUGACGCAGCGAGCGGGUGAGAUGGUGGCCCUCAGGGGUCAACUGAAGGAGCUCAACGCUCAGCUGAAGGAGCGUGAGGAGACCAUGAUGGGCCUGAAGGACUCGUACACAAACAAGAGCCGAGAGCUGGAGAGAUGUGAGGGAGAGCUCAAACGAACACUGACCGAGGUGUCUGUGUUGCGGGAUAAGCUGGUGGUGUUCGAGGCGGAGGUUCUGGGUCUGAAACGGGCUCUGUCCGAGCUCGGCUGCAGGAGCGAACGCAGCACCACGGCUCUGAGCGGCAGUUUACCCUGGGCCGGCCUCCACUCGGCCCGCGCGCCCGAGACCCUCGCCGCCCUCGCGCCCCUCAGCGCCACUGUGGACGCUUUCCUCAGCCUGCAGAGCGACGAGGCCAAAGCGCAGCGUCAGGAGGCGGGCGAGCUGCGCAGACAGCUGGAGCGUCUGCAGGGGGAGCUGCAUCUGGAGAGGCAGCAGAGAGAGAGACAGGCGCUCACCUUCGCUCAUGAGCGUCACACCUGGCAGGACGAGAAAGAGCGAGUGCUGAAGUAUCAGGCUCAGCUGCAGCUCAGUUAUGUGGAGACGCUGCAGAGGAAUCAAGCGUUGGAGGAACGGGUCGGUCAGCUGGCCACCACGCCCGGCUCCUCGCCGCCCAUCAGCAUCUCCAUUCCUGUUCCGGUGAGCGCCGCGCUGACGCCGACCGCAGAGGAUCCGAAACUGCCUGUGAUGCAUCAGCUGGCUCCUCCGUGGCCCGGACCGUCACGCUUGGAGCGGAUCGAGUCCACAGAGAUUUAGACAAAGAGAGACAAUCGACGUUUGUUUAACAGAGAACUAUUGAGCUGACACACACAGACACACACACACGUGUUCUCCAGCUGUUAACCCUCUGUGCCACACUGUCACCCUACACAUCAGUGUCCUGAAUAUUUCUGCUGUUCAGGAAAAACUACAACCUGUCAUAGUGAUGAAUAAUGUUAGUCACAUGACGUUCCAUUUUCUUGGUUUUGUGUCCAUACAAUAGAAGUCAAUGGGGACCCACGGUCCUCGGUUGCUGACAUUUUUCAAAAUAUCUUCUUUUGCGUUCUGCAGAAAAAAAGAAAAUCACACGGGUUUAACAUGACAACAGGGUGAGGAAAUGAUGACAGAAUUUUCAUUUUGAAGGUGAACUAUUCCUUUCAAUCCUACAAUCCUGAAUUUUCAGUCAGUUCCCAACAGUGAUGCAAUCUCUUCACGGCAGUCUUUUAUACAUCCGAUAUGUAUUCAUUUGGAUGUUGUGUUUGUGCAUGAAAAACACAAUGAUGAGAAGGGUGUGAGGAUGUGCGGCCACAGAGGGUUGAGGUGAAUGUGAAGUGAUGUGAAGGAAAAACUUGUGGGUCUGCCGAAGGAUGUGUGUUUGAUGGACUCGUGUUUUAAAGGAUGAACACACGCAUUCAUUCAUUCUUCAAUUUCUAUCACCGCUCGUGACUGCAGUGACUCAACAUGAACAGCAGAGGUCACGAGAGCUUUCUUCUGCACACAAGAUUACUUGAAUGACUGAAACCCACUUUCCUGUUUUAUUGGUUUGUAAAAUCAACGGAACCAAAUGUGGAAACUGAUUCUUUCCAUAUUGAUGGACUGUGGAGGAUUCGAGCUGUUCUUUAGAGAGCGCUGACGGAAGUGUGUGUGUUCUAAUUCUAAUAUUGUUCUGGAGUGUUGUGGGUUUACAGACAGCCUGUGAAUAUGAUGAUGGGUAUUUAUGUGAAAUCGUUAUUUCCAGUAUAACAAGACAUUGCGUGUGAAUAUUUUGAAAAGACGAUCAAGAUCGUUCUUUCAUUGUUCUGAUUAUUGUGAAUUGAUAAAGCUGCCAUUUAGCUUUGUUUUGUUUUUUCUUAAACACGGCCUGUAAAAAGUUUGCGCCUAUUAACACAUUAACCACAACCAUGUUCCUUUUGAUGUAUUUCGGAUGUAUUUAUUUGAUUUGUCGAAGUAAUUUAUUGAUUUAGAGAUUAAAUGUUUCUCUACUUUUAGUGUUUGUAUUUAUGUUCCUGUAUUGACUGGUCAACCCAAUCAAAAACCAUUUCAAACAAUAAAGACA
This is a messenger RNA of Triplophysa rosa, 3859 nucleotides long. It is a transcript of the gene lzts3b, whose product is annotated as leucine zipper, putative tumor suppressor family member 3b. The coding region runs from base 436 to 2580 and encodes 714 amino acids. Gene Ontology annotation, biological process: regulation of dendritic spine morphogenesis. The transcript has 6 exons. Lineage: Eukaryota; Metazoa; Chordata; Actinopteri; Cypriniformes; Nemacheilidae. The record is from RefSeq and is a predicted model, not a curated record. Gene Ontology annotation, cellular component: dendritic spine.